AUGUUAAAUAAUUGUGAUGAAUUACAUAUCUUAAGGCUCCCAAAAAUAGUAAAUACUUUUGCAAAAGAUGGUAUCAAUUAGUUUAAAACUAAGAAUUCUUAUAAUUGAGUAUGAAAGUUGGUAAAAUUAAUGAAUAUGGAAAUAAACAUACUAGAUAUUUUGUUUUAACCAAUAAAACAAUUUUGCUAUUAAAUAAAUAAAGUAACAACGAUAUCAUUUAAAAGCAAUCAGAAGGAAAGUACUUUUGUCAUUUAUAAUUGGAAUAACAAUAUCUUCAAAAAGUUUUGAGUUUAUUUUGCAUUUCAAAAAUGAAUAUGAUGAUGAUGAUCUCCGAUUAUAAACUGAGAAUAGAUCUAGAUUAAUAGAAUUCAUAGUCAAAACGUAUGCUACGGAAUUUCAUAUUCCUUUGGCCUCUUAUUAAGUUUAAGAUUUAAAUUUGAAGAAAUAUGUAGUUUAUAAAUAAGAUAGACAUAAACACAUAAGUAAAUUACCUAAUGUUAAAGCAAACUUUUUAAAUUAUAAACCAAUACUAGAUGAACAAGAGAAUUACUUAAAAAUGUAGCAAAUUUAUUAACAAGAUACAGAAUCUAAAUUAUUAUUUGGAGAUUUCUUAUUGAAAUUAAAAGAUUAUGAAAUGAAAAAGAUAAUUUGUGAAGGUAGUAUAUCAUAGAUUGUCUAAGUGAUAAAUACAAAAACUCAUACUUAUCAUAUUAUGAAAUGUAUUAAUAAGGAAGAUCAUAAAUAUUUAAAUUUAAAUGAAUUUGUUACCUUUGAAAAAUAUGUAAUUGAUCAAUUAGAUUUAGAAUCGUCAUCCAUUUUUGAUACCAUUAGAAUAUUGUUUUGAGACUUUUGAUAAAUAUUAUUUUAUAAUGCCAUAAGCUAAAUGUGAUUUACAUAAGAAAUUAGAUGAAUUAAAGAAAUUUGAUUAAAAAUAAUUAAUAUUCAUAGCGCAAGAAUUAGUUGUAGUAUUGGGAGAUUUACAUAAUAAAUAAAUAAUUCAUGGAGAUUUGACCUUAGAAAAUAUAUUAUUAGAUUAGAGUAAUCAUAUAGCUUUAUGUGAUUUUGGAUACUUAAGGAGAACAAUCAAAAAUAAAGAUUCAUUUUAUGGUAUUGCUGAAUAUACACCACCAGAAACAAUAUAAAAUAAAGAUUAUUAAUAUUAUAGUGAUUAUUGGUAAUUGGGAAUCAUUCUUUAUGAAAUGGCAUAUGGUCAUCCACCUUUUAUUGAUUAUGACUAGAAUUUAACCUUUGAUUACAUAUUAAAUUGCUAAUUAGAAUUUCCUAUUCAAAUUGAUGUUGAUUCUUAAUUUAAAGACCUCUUAUUAAAAGUAAUCUUUUAAUUUAAACUAUUAGCUAUUGUAAAAAGAACCAACUCAUAGAAUUGGAUAUUAAAUGGGAAUCUCUGAAAUUUAAGAACAUGAAUAUUUUUAAAAUACAAAUUGGAAAACAGUUUAUGAUAAAUAAUUAUAACCACCAGAAUUUGAAAAAAAAUUAAAAUUGUUUUGA
Molecule: messenger RNA, 1506 nt
Organism: Paramecium sonneborni
Lineage: Eukaryota; Ciliophora; Oligohymenophorea; Peniculida; Parameciidae
Source: the annotation of a GenBank genome assembly